Molecule: messenger RNA, 3856 nt
Organism: Cyclopterus lumpus (lumpfish)
Lineage: Eukaryota; Metazoa; Chordata; Actinopteri; Perciformes; Cyclopteridae
Gene: il17rc
Product: interleukin 17 receptor C
Exons: 15
Coding region: 451-2421 (656 amino acids)
Molecular function (GO): interleukin-17 receptor activity
Source: RefSeq, a predicted model, not a curated record
GAAGUACGAAGUUUCAAUACUAUGUGCAUUAUGACAUGUCUGUGCUGUUGGGACUAAAUCAAACAGAGAGAGAGAGAGAGAGAAAGAGAGAGACGGGGAGAGGGAGGGACGUCUCCUGAGUCAAGACGGUGACGUGCGUGGUUAAAUUUUCACAUGACUCAAACACUUGUAGGCAACUGACAAGGUGUAGCUGAUCUGAGGAGAGGCAUGUACUCCCAGUGGAUUAAUAAUCACAGACAUAACCAACGGUGUAGCCCAUCAACCACAGCUCUAACAGUUCAUCUUGGUUCCCUGCCAAUGGGCAGCUUCAGCUGGGAUAAUCUUAAAUUCCUCUCCAGACAAAAGUUGGAAGAAGAAGACACUGGACUUGUUUAAGAAGGUUGUCAUGUCGCUUCUGGAGAAAGAUGUUUCGAGAAAAAAGCUCUAGGACUCAAAUCAUUUGCAGGCAGAAUGUUUCUUCCUGGAUGGUCCAUUUUGUGUGUUUUACACACUCUACGCAUGUCAGCCUGUGGUUUGGAGAUUUCUGGAUAUGACAGCCAUGAAGUCAUUUGCUUGCAGGUUAUUUCCAAUUGCACCAUAAAGGAUGAGAUGCCCCUUAUUGUAGCAGAGAAUAAUGGUCUGGAUGUCCGCAACCUGACUCCAUAUUUCGAGCUCUGCUGCAGAGACGGGGCGCUGUGUGCAUUAUGUCUUGUGAUAGACACAGAGAUCAACUUCAAUCCAGAAACAGACAUGGAGGAUGAAGGCCACUCUGGGAAUGAUGAAGAGGAUUAUAGCGAGGAGUCAGUGAGAAAUCCAAAAGCGUCUGUGACUCUGUGUUACACUGCAGCAUCUGCCAUGCCCAUGUGCAAGAAGGUGGAGUUUACAGUUAAUCAUGCAGCUCUUACUCAGAAAAACUGGGCAAAGUUUUCUGUGGUGAUCAAUAAGCCAGCUGGGGUUUCCUUCAGCAGUCAUGUGACUGUUUAUUCUUCUAAACCGUCACAUCUAAGUCGAGAGGUUGUCGCUCCUUCUCUAGAUAAUGUGUGCUCCCAGGCCCAGCAGGAACGUGUGGAACAGUGCAGAGUGCCCAGAGUCAGCAGUGUAAUUAACCAAGAGAGGAAUCAGGUGGAGCUGCAGUUUGCUGGCAGGAAUAAAAGCCUCCUCUAUGUGUGCAUCCAGUACGAGCAGAAUGGAAGAUGUCAGACAUGGAACAGGACACCCAUCCCACUGUAUUCUGUGACCACCUGCAUGUGUCUCCAGGUAUGGAAUGAGGUCCAGCUGAGGCGCUCUCUAAGCUGCCCCUUCAUUAACACAGAUUUCCUCCAAAAGAACGUAUGGCAGAAUGUGUCAGUGUCUGUUAGACAGGGUCAAAUGAGCAACUACCGCCCAAUGCUGUGGUGGAACCUGUCUGCCCCCUGCAGGCUGGAGGGUGAAGUGUGGCCCUGCCUCAGAGAAACCACCUGCAGGGAGAUAAAGGGCUUUAGACAACAGCUGGCAAACAGCACAUGGAGACAAAACAGCAAGGGACAGUGGGAGAAAACAGGAGUGUUUGAAGAAAUCAAACUUCAACUCUCACCAUGUGUGAUGGUGAAGGUCAAGGGAAUGGGAGAUGAGCUGGGUCCAUUCUGUCUUAAAAACAGUGGCAGGAGGCGCUGGAUUCUCCUGGUUGUUGGCAUCAUGCUGCUGGUUUGCCUGACAGUGCUUGUAUGUUAUCUCCUUCAUGACUUUGUCAAGAAAUGGGUGUGGAGCUGGGGUCAUGGCGGAUUGGUAAAAAUUGGCAGAAGAGGUCAUGUGGUGUUGUUAAGCCCACCGGAUAUGGAUGAUCGUGUUUCGGAGUCAGUAUGCCGACUCGGUUCCCAGCUCUGUAACAAGGGCUUCAGCGUGUCUGUGGACCAGUGCAGCAGGAAGGAGCAAUGCACUCUGGGGCCUCUGCCAUGGCUGCACUCCCAGCUGCUGGAACUGAACAGCCGGGGCGGCCGAGUUGUGCUCGUCUUGACCCGCAAAGCCUUAGAGAGAGCAAAGGAAUGGACCCAUCGGAACACAGAGGUUAUCAAGACAAAGGGGGAUGACAUGGACCUACCUCAGAUAUGUUCCCCUUACUCUGAUAUCUUCACAGCCUCCCUGUGCCUCAUCCAAGCGGAUAAUCAGCAGGGCAGAGCAGGAGAACGUUUUCUUCUGGUGACACUUGACUCCCAUCCAAGCAGUGACAGGAGUCUACCAGAGCUUCUUCAAGGUCUGCCCUUGUUCCAGCUUCCCUCUCAUAGUCAGGCUCUCUUUUCUGAGCUCACAGUGGGAAGGACUGGGAGGGGAUCAGGUCAAAGGAUAUGGACAGAUCUGACAGCUUUCGGUGGAUGGAGAGCAAAGACUAAAGAGGGACCAGAUCAGCAGAAGGCCUCCUACGGUAAAUGUGCAGAAGUUGAGGAAACUUGGCGACAAAGCGUUUGAAGCACCCAUAAAUUAUUGUUGCUCUGUACAUGAAUGACAUGUUCAUCUAAAUUGUGGAUAAGAUAAACAUUAGACACUAUUAACGGCUGGCUGGCAAUGAUCUAUAUCGCUGUUAUUCUCCAGAAAUGCCAUGAAAUGACCAACUACAAUGCCUUAGUUCAUCUCGCAAUCAGCUUAUUUACUGUCAGCAGUUUUCAGCCCCAUUAUUUUUUUUCCUGAAAAUGUUAAAUGACUUUCUGCAGUUCUUACACAUGUUACUAAAAAUAGUGCAUUUGUUAGGGACUGUUUUUAGCUGUGGAUUUGAUAUGAUAGUGAACAUCUAAGCAAGUAGUACGGAGUUUGCGGGACUGAGAUAGGUUAUUUCAAACAUGUAACACAUAAUUAAAAACUAAAAACAGGAACAACCCAAACAAUUCACUGUAAACAUUAAAAACAAAUUCUUAGUAAAAUAAAUGAAUACAUAUUCCAAAUAAGAUGUCCAAAAAGAGUAUGAAAAAGGAUAUACUUUUAUGGUCCUACUCCUUUCUAUAACCUAAAUAAUGUGCUUAGUGUUUGACAUUUAUACACACAAAUAAUUGUCUUUAUGGUUAUCAUAUAAAGUAUACCGUAACAAUUUACCUCAGUGUAAAUCAAAUGUGCAUUAAAUAGCUACCUUAAUGUUUAUCCUAUUUACACAUACUGUAAAAAUAAAAUUACAUUCAUUGGUACACACUGUUAUUUCCCUUUUUCCAAUUAAUUUUAGCGGAAGGUCACAAUGAUUGGAGGGUUAUUCAGAUCACCUGUUGUACAGAGAGUGGGGAGUGGCUCCUGAUUAAUAAUUGAGAGCAGCUUGGUGCAUUUCCUCUAGUGGCCAAUCAGGGUGUGACAACGUCUAUUCUUUAGGGUUCAGGAGAGGAGAGGAAUUGCACAACCAGUGCAUCUCGAUCUUUCCGUGACCUGCAGACCUCAUUUCUACAUUCUGGUCUUUGGGCACGGUUGAUACUUCUUUGCUGUCUGAACUUUUCUGAAUGAGGGUGAUUUUGAGCAUUCAGAAACCUGGUUUGAGUGAAUAUUAAAGAACACCUUUCCUUUAGGUUAUACCUGCAUCAUGGUAGACAAAACAGUUUAUGGGGUAGACUUUAGUUUGCCUAUAGAUACACUUAAUGCCCACUAACUUUGUUUUGUUAUUUUGUUUAUUGGUAUAUUUCUUAUUGAAACCCCCUUUAAACACAUUUCCUUAUUAAGAAUAUAAUACUAUACAUUGGCCAGACUCUAUGCUUCAAUAUGUUUAACCUAAAAUGUUACAGACUAAUUAUAUUCAUGUAGCCUAAUGUAUGUCUUCCAACACUUGUCUAUAAAUAAAGGUGCGUAUUUAUGUACAUGAGAGAUCCUGGAUUGUGAUUGGCCUUCUCUCAGAGAAAGUCGGUGGCUCGUAUUGGUGCAAUCUAAUGUCAGU